Penicillium waksmanii is the source of this 2349-nucleotide messenger RNA. Its product is annotated as phosphoketolase family protein. Gene Ontology annotation, molecular function: aldehyde-lyase activity. The transcript is spliced from 2 exons. Gene Ontology annotation, biological process: carbohydrate metabolic process. Bases 1 to 2349 code for a protein of 782 amino acids. Lineage: Eukaryota; Fungi; Ascomycota; Eurotiomycetes; Eurotiales; Aspergillaceae. The record is from RefSeq and is a predicted model, not a curated record.
AUGGCUUCGUCGGCGAAGAGCAUCUCCGCCUAUGGAGAAGCUCGUUCAACCGUGCAAGGGAAACCUCUCGAAGCCGAGGAGGUCCGCAAGAUGACCGCUUACUUCCGCGCCAGUCUGUACCUAUGUCUCGGCAUGCUUUAUCUCCGCGAGAACCCUCUGCUCAAAGAGCCUCUCAAGGUGGAACAUCUGAAGGCACGACUAUUGGGUCACUGGGGCUCCGACGCGGGUCAAUCGUUCACAUGGCUUCACAUGAAUCGCCUGAUCAAGAAGUACGACCUUGAUGUACUCUUCAUUUCCGGUCCUGGCCACGGAGCUCCCGGAAUUAUCUCCCAUUCUUACCUCGAGGGUGUCUACACCGAGGUAUACCCCGACAAGAGCGAGGACGAGGAUGGCAUGCAGAGGUUUUUCAAGCAAUUCUCCUUCCCCGGUGGAAUUGGAAGUCAUGCCACCCCCGAGACCCCUGGUAGUAUCCACGAAGGUGGUGAAUUGGGCUACUCCAUCUCCCACGCUUUCGGCACUGUUUUUGAUAACCCAAACCUCAUUACCUUGACCAUGGUUGGCGAUGGCGAAUCUGAGACCGGUCCUCUCGCGACAAGUUGGCAUAGUACCAAGUUCCUGAACCCGAUCGUCGACGGCGCCGUCCUACCAGUCCUCCAUCUCAACGGCUACAAAAUCAAUAACCCGACUGUCCUUGCCCGAAUCAGCCACGAAGAAUUGACAGCACUGAUGGCCGGCUACGGCUGGAAACCUUACUUCGUUGAGGGAAGUGACCUGGAUACCAUGCACCAAGCUAUGGCUGCGACCCUCGAGAAAUGUGUGCAAGAGAUUCGGGAGUACCAACACCAAGCGCGUUCAUCAAAGAAGGCGUUCCGUCCCCGUUGGCCGAUGAUCGUUCUCCGCACCCCUAAAGGGUGGACUGCCCCGCGAGAAGUUGACGGCAAAUUCCUGGAAGGCUUCUGGCGGGCGCACCAGAUUCCCAUCACCGAUGUCGCGACCAAUCCGUCCCACCUGAAGGUCUUAGAGAACUGGAUGAAGGGCUACAAGCCUGAGGCUCUCUUCGACAAGAAUGGCUCACUGAUCCCCGAGCUCAAAGAGCUUGCUCCUGCAGGCAACGCCAGAAUGAGCGCCAACCCUGUUGGCAAUGGUGGUCUUCUGCGCAAGCCCCUAAUCAUGAACGACUUCCGAGAAUAUGCACUCAACGACAUCGUCCCUGGAAAGACCAUCAAGGGCGGUAUGGCAAACAUGGCCAAGUUCCUGCGUGAUGUCGUGGGCAAGAACAAGACGAACUUCCGCCUUUUCGGGCCCGAUGAGACCGAGUCCAAUAAGCUUGCCGAAGUCUACAAGGAAGGCAAGAAAGUCUGGAUGGGUGAUUACUUCGACGAGGACAAAGAUGGCGGAAAUCUCGCGCCUGAUGGUCGCGUCAUGGAGAUUCUCAGCGAGCAUACUUGCGAAGGCUGGCUUGAGGGCUACAUCCUUGGAUCGAGAAAUGCCUUGAAGUCGAAUGGCGAGCCAAGGUCGCCUCCUCUCAACAUCCUGAUUACAGCCACAGUCUGGAGACAAGACCACAACGGCUUCACCCACCAAGACCCGGGCUUCCUCGACGUAGUCGCCAACAAGAGCCCGGAGGUAGUCCGAAUCUACCUCCCACCGGACGGCAACUCCCUCCUAUCCGUCAUGAACCACUGCCUCCGCAGCGUCAACUACGUCAACGUCGUCGUAGCCGACAAACAAGACCACAUCCAAUUCCUCAGCAUGGACGAAGCAGUCGCACACUGCACAAAGGGCCUCGGAAUCUGGGACUGGGCCAGUAACGACCAAGGCGCCGAGCCGGACAUCGUAAUCGCCUCUUGCGGAGACGUCUCAACACACGAAGCACUCGCCGCAACAGCCCUCCUCCGCGAAAAUCUCCCCGAUCUAAAGGUCCGCUUCGUAAACGUCAUCGACCUCUUCAGACUUAUUUCUGGAAUCCACCACCCACACGGCAUGUCCGAUAAACAAUGGAAGGCCAUAUUUACCGAUAACAAGCCGAUACUUUUCAACUUCCACUCUUACCCCUGGCUCAUCCACCGCUUGACCUACAAGCGACCGGGACAGCAGAACCUGCAUGUGAGAGGAUACAAGGAGAAGGGUAAUAUCGAUACACCGUUCGAAUUGGCUAUGCGCAAUGGAACGGAUCGGUAUAGUCUUGCCAUUGAUGCUAUUGAUCUUAUUCCGGAACUUGUUAAUAAGUCUUCGAGUGUGAGGGAGAAACUUGUUAAUGCGAGGUUGGCGGGUAAGGCGGAGGCUUAUGAGAAUGGUGUUGAUCCUAAGCAUAUUCGGAACUGGGUUUGGCCUUUUGCUAGGAAGUAG